GUGGACGUUUCAAGGUCAAAGGGACAGCACCGCUUUGCUUUGGGUAUGGAGGAGGCAGCCAAACACAGACAAACAGCCAGUCUUGGGCUGUCGCAUCACACUCUCGCCAACAGUUACAUACCAACCACCUCACAACUCCCUCCUGCGGCCUUUAUCCUUAGCUCUCUUACUUCCCUCCUGUCUUAUCUUGACUUGGUGCUUCUCUCUCUGUGCUAUAUUCACUUUCAAACCAAAAUCUGGGAAUUGUAGAUAUGACCGAGGGAACCAACUUUGACUAUCUCUUCAAGGUCGUCCUUAUUGGAGACUCUGGUGUCGGAAAAUCUAACCUUCUCUCGCGGUUCACGAGGAAUGAGUUCAACUUGGAGUCCAAGUCAACGAUUGGUGUAGAAUUCGCAACACGCUCGCUGAACGUAGAUGGGAAGAACAUCAAAGCUCAGAUAUGGGAUACUGCUGGACAGGAACGAUACCGAGCAAUUACCUCUGCAUACUACCGCGGCGCAGUUGGCGCACUACUUGUCUAUGACAUCUCGAAACACGCAACAUAUGUCAACGUCACGAGGUGGUUGAAGGAGCUUCGGGACCACGCAGACUCAAACAUUGUCAUUAUGCUCGUCGGAAACAAGAGCGAUUUGAAACAUCUGAGAGCGGUACCGACAGAUGAGGCAAAGGCAUUUGCUGCUGAAAACGGUCUGUCGUUCAUCGAGACUUCGGCGCUGGACGCUUCGAAUGUCGAAUCAGCCUUCCAAACCAUUCUCACAGAUAUCUACCGCAUUGUCUCUCAGAAGUCAUUGGAACAGUCGGCAGAUCCCAUCAGACCACCUACGGGCGACUCAAUCACCGUCCAACCCAGCGUGGACACGACAGCGAACCAGGGAGGAAAGUGCUGCUAGAGUCGAGGUGUUUUCAUUGGUUGUUGUGCAUGGCCUGGGGCUGGUUUGUGGUGAUGGAUCGGAUUCUGUCUUUCUUGUACAUACGUUUACUUUGUUUUGUUUUUUCCCGUCCGUAAUCGUCUUUCUUUUCUGAUCUUGUGGGGUUUGAGACAAUGACAAUUGAACAUUGACUCUC
Messenger RNA from Somion occarium, 1065 nucleotides. NCBI's taxonomy places the organism in Eukaryota, Fungi, Basidiomycota, Agaricomycetes, Polyporales, Cerrenaceae. The record is from the annotation of a GenBank genome assembly.